Messenger RNA from Betta splendens (Siamese fighting fish), 2571 nucleotides. RefSeq names its product protein kinase, AMP-activated, beta 2 non-catalytic subunit (gene prkab2). Gene Ontology annotation, molecular function: protein kinase binding. Bases 204 to 1010 code for a protein of 268 amino acids. Gene Ontology annotation, cellular component: nucleus; cytoplasm; nucleotide-activated protein kinase complex. Gene Ontology annotation, biological process: signal transduction. The record is from RefSeq and is a predicted model, not a curated record. NCBI's taxonomy places the organism in Eukaryota, Metazoa, Chordata, Actinopteri, Anabantiformes, Osphronemidae. The transcript has 8 exons.
UGGCUAGUUGUCUUUGCGCGGUCCAAGUCGACGCUGACACCGUUAGCAAACGCGGAGCCUGCUAGCUAACGGCGAGCGGCAGCUAAAAAUAUUCUGGUCAGAUCGGCGGUGGACGGAGCUGAGCUCGUCCGCCACGAGAGACUGUGGCGACUAAAAAUACCUUCAACAAGAUACACGGACCAGUACUGUGACAACAAGACAACAUGGGAAACACAAGCGACAGGGUGUCUGGAGAUCGCCAUGGUGCCAAGGCCCACCGCUCAGACAGCAGUGGAAGCCACAAAGACCAUGAGCCCAGCAGCAAGAUGGUCGACAGCACCGAUGACCCCAACAUCUUCAACACCCACGGGUCUGAGUCCAAGGCAUCAGGAGAAAAAGAGUUCACCCCAGAUCUGGAUGACUUGGUAAAAACCGGUCCUCAGGCCCGACCCACUGUGAUCCGCUGGGCUGGGGGAGGGAAGGAGGUCUACAUAGCUGGUUCCUUUAAUAACUGGAGCACAAAGAUACCAUUAAAUAAAAGCCAUAAUGAUUUUGUAGCAAUCCUGGACCUGCCAGAAGGAGAGCACCAGUACAAGUUUUUUGUAGAUGGACAAUGGGUUCACGAUCCCUCAGAGCCGUUGGUCACCAGCCAGCUUGGCACCAUCAACAAUUUAAUCCACGUGAAGAAGUCUGACUUUGAGGUGUUUGAUGCCCUGCAGGUCGACUCUCUGGAAUGCUCAGACACAUCAGACCUGUCCAGCUCCCCUCCAGGUCCGUAUGGGCAGGAACAGUACGUCUUUAGGCCAGAGGGGCAUUUCAAGGCCCCACCGAUUCUUCCUCCUCACCUCCUUCAAGUCAUUCUCAACAAGGACACCAAUAUAUCUUGUGACCCUGCCCUGUUGCCUGAACCCAACCACGUCAUGUUGAACCAUCUUUACGCUCUUUCAAUAAAGGAUGGAGUAAUGGUGCUCAGUGCCACUCACCGAUACAAGAAGAAAUAUGUCACUUCUUUGCUUUACAAGCCCAUCUAGACCUCACCGCAGGUGCUCCGCACUGCUUUUAGAGGGCACCAUGUUGUACUCUGCUGUUUGUUUUUGUACAUCAUCACAUUUAGCCAAAUCUUGCACUGAAACGGGUUUACAGGUGAGCUGAAGCCCACUGGCUGUUACUGCGAUUUGUUUUUCUAAAGGGUGGCACUUCUGUCUUCAUAGGGCUCUGAAAAACAAUAGCAAUGCGCGUGAACAAGCUGAUAAAGAGAUGAAAACCAUACUGUGGCUUUGUACCUGUGACAUUUACAGAUGGACAGGAAACUGACUAAAUCACUGUGUGUACUGCUUUUUUUUGCAACACCCUUGUGAUUAUAUGCAUGUUGGUGUGAUUUACUGGGAGGUGCAUGUUCAGGUCGUGCACCACCUCGACAAACAGCGGAUAUGUGACUAUCUUGUAACUGGUGAGGGUUUUUUGAGUGUUCAUGCUGUGGAUCAACAGUUUGGAUAUUUACAGUGUUUGUCUUGUCCUUCAGCUGUCUCUGACCUUUUUUUAAAAGCGGUUUCUCUUGGAAUGCGCGUGCAGAUUAACAUGGGCACACGUUGUCUGACCAUGAAGUGCAAUAACCUGCCGUGCAAACUGAAUUUCCCCUCCAGGUACUCGGAAGCAAAACGUGUUGUUAAGGAGGCAACAGCGAACAGCAUCUGAUUUUGAUGCCUGUUUCUGUGUCACUAUAGGUCAUUAGUUUCAACAGGAAACUCCUAUUUUUUCGGGUGGUGACUUGUGGCUAAGUGUCGAUAUUUGUUCUGCUGUUGCCUGUAUCUGGCACUUUACCGUCCUGUGAGCAGGAGUGUGGAUAUGAGCUUUUACCUAUGCAGACAACUCUUGUACUGUAGCUUCUCUAGACUAUAGGUUGUGCUUUUUUUCUUUCUUUUGCCAGUUUUCUGUACGAUAAACUUGCAGUGCUUUAUGUGUGCGUGUGUCUGUAUUGAAUAGAAUCUCAUCAAAUAGAAAAGUACUGUAUUCAUCCGUUAGUGUGCGUGCGUGCGUGUGUGUGUGCAUCCAAAAUGUUUAUGACUCACGGCUUUGCAUGCGUUGAAUGUCUGCUCUCUUGCCAAGCGUGAGACACAUUUCGGACGCCGAUCCUGCGAUUUCAGAAAAAUAGGGCUACAAGAAUGAAUAUUUGCUAUGAAUUGGAACUUUGUAUGAAUCAUGCUCUUAUUAAUGUGCUUUAUUCUUAUUAUAAUAACUUGAAUGGAUAAUUUGACGUGUGGUGUUUUGGAAAGUUUUGCCACUUCGUGAGUCGUGCGGUUUGAUUGUACGAUGACAGUACCGUGUAUUAAACACACAGAAUGUUCAACUGGAUGCUCUUAAAGUGUUUAGGGAAUGUUGGGCUUAGCCGAGGUCUUUUGUCCAAAGAGUUUGUAAGUGGAUGAUAAGGGAGUAUCGACAUGUGCCAUGGAUAUGGAGUUUAAAGGCUACAACUUAAACUUGAAUUUCAAACCCAUUUCAUGAAUGUUUCUAAAUGCUUUGCAGAACAAGGGUUAAAGAUCCACUGUGUGAGGUAUUACUUGUUUGCAAAUAAAGAGGACAAACUGCUCCUAA